Messenger RNA from Babesia ovata, 2538 nucleotides. RefSeq names its product conserved oligomeric Golgi complex subunit 5, putative. The transcript has a single exon. Bases 1 to 2538 code for a protein of 845 amino acids. The record is from RefSeq and is a predicted model, not a curated record. NCBI's taxonomy places the organism in Eukaryota, Apicomplexa, Aconoidasida, Piroplasmida, Babesiidae.
AUGGCAAGACUAGAGGAUGUGUUAGUAGACGCCGAAGCCGUAGGUACAUGUAACCAUCUCUUGAAAUGCUAUGGUGAUGACCUCGGUGUGGAUGUGUUGUCUGAGGCGCCGAAUAUAGACGUGGCUGCGGCGUCAUUCCUAUCGCAAGUCGCCGGGAAAUCGGCUGAGCAGGUAAAAACCACCUUGGACAGCCUGAAUCACGCACUGUUGAUUGUAAGCGCUUUGCGCCACAAGGGGGUAUUGAACAACACAAGCGACAUAAUCAAAAGUGAGGAAGAGGUGAACACGUUCCUGGGCCUGUUGAACGACGUGUCCGAGUCGGUUGGUGUUCUGCGCAGCGAUGUUGAAAGCCGGUACGGGCAUUCUAUUUCCCUAUAUCGGGCGUUAGAAGAUGACAUUGCGUGCCUUGACGGUAUUUGCAAGGCUCAAACCUACGUGGUUGAAUGCAUGGAUGUGUUAUCCAGUCUGCGUGAGAUCAAGUCUCUAACUCACAGUCUGGGCACCUUAGACGAGUACGCCACGUUGUUAAACACGUCGCACAAACUUUCUGAGAUAAUGUCUCGCGUCGCCGCUAUGCAGAAGACCGACGUCAGUAACAUUAUCUUCAGGCAAUGCGAGGAGUUGAAGACACACGUGGUUAAUCUCACAUCUGACAAGGGUAUAAAUGUCCUCAUUCGUCAGCCUGUGGCGUCUGGUAGUAAUGAAACAACUGAUGAGAGUACGCUGAAGAGGCUUUCAAUAUGUCAUUACAUUCUAAGGGAGCUAGCAGUAGCUCCUUCGUACACGCUACGGCUUGUAGAUGAAAUGGUUGCGUCCACAGGUAGGUGCAUCGAUUUGGAUCAGUUGUUGAGGUCAGGAACUCGCGACGAUAUGUGGCAACAAUUCUUAAUAUCGCAGUUGGCCGAAUUCAUGGCCAAGUACAAGUCGUGUCUGAUGGCACUCCACACAUUCUGCCGUUCUGUGAACUAUCGGCUGAGCGAACACCUGAGUGAGGAAGAGGAGCAUAUUCUGAAACUAUGUCCUCUCCUCUCCCAGCCGCUUCGUAAACAGCACGAUCCCCUCGAGGUGUUCGCUGCAUGUGAGCUCUACGUCAAACGCUGUGUGGGCAUUUUGCAUACAGCCUUAUCUCAUCUGGAAUCGCAAUCUCCCGCAAGUGGGCGCUUCGAUGUUGCAAUGCUCGCUCCUCAACUUAUCUCUAUCGGCGAAUGCACCCACAAGGAGCUAUGUCAUUUGAACAUCCCCUUCAACAUGCACGCCCACUACUUUACGGUCGUGUGCGAGAGGUACGCAAAGGAGUUUAUGACAAAUACCGCUGCCCGCAUGUUGCCUGCGUCUCAGGCUGCAUUUGCGGCCUGUUUGAAGGUACUACACCAGAACGGCGUGAAAAGCUUCAAGGGUUUGUCCCCCGAUCGCGAACUGCAGAUUGCAGCCGCCAUGGUCCACUCGGUCCCCGUAGACGUUGGCCUUGCGCGAGUUAUGUACGACUUUAUAGACAAAUCACACAGCUGUGAGACUCUACACAGGCACGUGUUGGAGGUUGCGAACUCGGCACUGCAGAAUAUAUUACGGGCUGCUGAAGAUGUGUCCACGGUAUCAGGAUCUCGUCUGCUUCUGAGCGAUGGCGGGAGCAAGAUAUCUCUGAAGCGUCCCACCGAUGCGCACUGUAUUAAUGCGCGCAUUUAUCACUACAUUCUAUCAUUCGUGGACGUUAUAGAGCCGUGUUUGGUCAUGCCGAUGGAUAAGGAGUCCAAAUUAUACGGUACGGUGCAGGCUUUCAAAAACUUGAAUGUCAUUGGUUGCUGGUCCGAUGAUGUAGGUGCCACCUUGUGGCAUACGGUAUCCUACAUCAGCUCUGGUAAUACUCAGGAGUUUAGGUGGCAAGCACAGCAGGUACUCACUGCAACGCAGAACAUUGUGAAAAUAUGCAAUUUCUUGAGGGAAAACUACUUCGAUCAGCUUGUGCAAAAUGGACAUAUGCGCCUGUUUAGGCGCUUGGCGACUCAUGCCAUCGCAUCUUUUGUUGUUUAUGCGCUGACGGUCUGGCCUCUGGCGGAAAACGACAAGAUGGCACUGCUGGGCGUCGUAACCGAGUUGGAGAUGGCACUAGCAGAAAUCUUGAAGGAAUCACUGCCAAAGCUUGAGUCUGACUUCCUCGCCGCUCUUCGCCGCCUACUUUACCUAGGCGAUGAGUUAUAUGACGUAAUAGACUCACCGGAUUUCCAAUCCACCGCAUGUUUGAAGCUGCCGAUCGACGUGAUAUCACUACACGUGAUGACACGUGUAGUUAACAGUGAUCAUGUGUCGGCGCCAAUGCGUGAAGAGUUGCUGCGUUCGCCUCUCUGUCAAUAUUGGGGAACCAACAGUAUACAUACCGUCUUGGAUUCCUUCCGCGACACCAUGCUACGCUACGAGCCGUCCGUUCCGUGUUCGCCAAUGUUCGGAAAGAAGUUGGCAGCAUAUUUGAAGCAGUUUGCAUCGUUCGAAUCUUUACUAAACGAGCAACUAAGUAAAGCAUUCACUUUCCUAAACAAUCACUAG